Messenger RNA from Mycotypha africana, 951 nucleotides. RefSeq lists its product as uncharacterized. Gene Ontology annotation, cellular component: mitochondrion; ribosome. Gene Ontology annotation, molecular function: structural constituent of ribosome. The transcript has 5 exons. The record is from RefSeq and is a predicted model, not a curated record. NCBI's taxonomy places the organism in Eukaryota, Fungi, Mucoromycota, Mucoromycetes, Mucorales, Mycotyphaceae. The coding region runs from base 185 to 787 and encodes 200 amino acids. Gene Ontology annotation, biological process: translation.
AAAAAAAAAAAAAAAAAGACCAGCGAUUUACAUGAAUAUCCAUCGAGUCUUUCCAUUUGCCAAAAACAGUUGUUUUACGACCCCCCAGGAUUUUUUACCUGAAAUAAAAUAACUCCGCGGAUAGUUGAUUUUGACAGUUUAAAUCCAUCUCUCUUACCCCUUGGAGAAUUCCAUAUUAUAUAUAAUGUCAACCUUGAUUCGCACCAAUUUCAGAAAAAUACUUUCCAACCCUUCCCUACACAUUGCUAAGAGACAAGCGCAUAAGAAGGCAAGCAUUCAAGUGAGGUUAAAUGACUAUGUUGAAGGCAUCGGCAUUAAAGGUGAAAUUGUUACGAUAAGACCGGGAAUGAUGCGCAAUCUGUUAUACCCCAACGGUAAAGCAUCUUAUAUUGUGAAAGGUGAUACAUCAUCCAAUGUCAGUUUAGAAAAUGAAUCAGUUACAAAGGCAGAAGCGGAAGAAGAUAUGAAUGCCAAAUUAAGGAGGAUGAUGAAGGCUUCUGCUGAAGUAGAAGAAAUAACAAAUAAGCUGAAUACAAUUCAAGAGGUGGUUUUCACCCGAGCCGUUGUACCUAACAGUGUUCAUACGUUCGGAUCAGUUACGGCAGAAGAUCUAGUGAGCAAGUUGAAGGAACAGUUUGGAUUGACGAUUGAUAGGUCAAGCAUUGAUUUCAAAUCAGAAGGUGGACGUAUAAAGUCUUUGGGCAAGCAUAAAGUCAGUGUUCAGGUCACGGGCGGACAGAUGAUUGAUAUCAGUGUCAUAGUCAAUGCUGCUGCUGCUGCUGCUUAAGAACAAAAGAGAAGUUUUUAGAAUAUGCAGAAAAUUGUCUGUAAUAUAUGUGCGCGUAUAAUAUGAAUACCUUAACAUACAUACAUACACACAUACAUCACAUACAUACAUAUUUAUUACACGCAAAGUGCAUUGUAAACAGAAUAAAUCUUAUUUUUUGCUUU